UUGAAAUCCACCAAUUUCCAAUUGUCUAUAAUCGAUGAAUCUAAUCAAUGAAUUAUUGUCAAUAAUACGAAAUUGUUUUCUAUUAAUUUGUGGCCUAUUAAUCAUCAGUGGUGCUACGUUGGAAUUGAUUUUUGCACCAAUGUUAUUGGGCAAAUAUUAUUUACCAUCGAUUAUUCAUCAUAUACAACAACAACAACAACAUCAACAGUCAUGUUUGAUAAUAUUUUUCUAUACAAUAUUGAUGACAAUUCAAUUGUUCAAUAUGAUUGCAUCUAUACUAUUGUUUUAUCAUAUAUUCAUUACAAAUUAUCAUGAUAAAUGGUUAGCAUAUGAUUCAUUAAUGUUAAUAUCGAUCACAAUGUCAUUGGCAUUGAUUUUAUAUCAAAAACAAAUGGAUUGGAAUUUUUAUCAAGAAAUUGUUAAAAAAGAUUUCUAUAUUCAAAUCAAUCGUAUUGGUGAUUAUGUUUGUCAACGUGGUAGUAGUAGUAGUAGUAGUAAUAGUGGUAAUGAUUUAAGAAAUUAUCGAUCCACAACAACAACAACAACAAAUCAACAACAACAAUGUCAACAUUCAGAUGUUUAUUAUUGGCAUCAAAUGAAUCGUUGUUGUGGUUGGCAAUCACCAUCAGAUUUACUUGGUUUAAUUAAGAAUACGAAAAAAAUUUCAAAUAAAAAUAUCAGUAAUGAUGACAAUAGUAUCGAUGAUCAUCGAUUACCAGAAUUUUGUUGUGAAUCAAUAAUAAGUCGUAAUGGUGGCGGCGGCGGUUUUCGUAAUCUAAAUCGACAUAAUAUUCCAUUCUGGAUGAAACGAAAUCAGAAUCAGAAUCAGAAUAAAAAUUAUUGCCAUUUACAAUCACCAUUCAUUUUUAAUCGUACCUGUAAUGAUGAUAAUCAACAAAAUCACCACCAACAACAGAAACAUCAGAAUUAUCGUUAUACAGCACAAUCAUUCAUGUCAUUACGUAAUCUAUCAUUGAUUAAUCAUCCAAUCGAUUUGAUUUAUAUUUUAUUGAAAUUAUUUGGCACAUUGGUUUAUACAUAUUGUAAACAACAUUUAUUACCACAGAUUGAAGGACCAUAUUCAUUUUAUUUGGUUCCAUAAUGUAGAAAAUUUUUCUGGAAAG
Messenger RNA from Dermatophagoides farinae (American house dust mite), 1124 nucleotides. RefSeq lists its product as uncharacterized. NCBI's taxonomy places the organism in Eukaryota, Metazoa, Arthropoda, Arachnida, Sarcoptiformes, Pyroglyphidae. The record is from RefSeq and is a predicted model, not a curated record.